Molecule: messenger RNA, 2034 nt
Organism: Vanessa tameamea
Lineage: Eukaryota; Metazoa; Arthropoda; Insecta; Lepidoptera; Nymphalidae
Product: cytochrome P450 9e2-like
Exons: 11
Coding region: 123-1727 (534 amino acids)
Molecular function (GO): iron ion binding; oxidoreductase activity, acting on paired donors, with incorporation or reduction of molecular oxygen; heme binding
Source: RefSeq, a predicted model, not a curated record
CUUAAUUCAGUCGACACGUUUCAUUGUGAUAUUAAUUUAACAAGGGAUAAUUAAUGAUUAUCUAAAAUUGUGACGUCACAUAUCGAAGGUCAUAUAUAAACAAGUGUAAAACAAAAUACAAGAUGGUAAUUUUGAUGAUAUGGAUUGGCGUGCUUUUAGCAGCCCUUGCUUUGUACUUCCGCCAGAUAUACUCCAAGUUUAGUAAGCAUGGAGUGAAACAUAUGAGAAUUGUGCCAAUGUUUGGAAAUAUGUUCAGGGUUCUUUUCCGUAGAGAAACUUUGGCUGACGAUUUGGACAGACUCUACUAUACUUUCACAAAAGAAAGAUUCGUUGGGAAGUAUGAAUUUAUUACACCUACGUUAAUAAUAAGAGAUCUUGAGUUAGUGAAAAAGAUCACUGUCAAAGAUUUUGAAUAUUUUCUUGACCAUCGAGGUUUUCUAGAUGAAAAAGUUGAACCUAUAUUCGGCAGAAAUAUAUUCGUCUUGAAAGGUCAAGAAUGGAAAGACAUGCGUUCGAUGCUAAGUCCAGCAUUUACGAGUUCAAAGAUCAAACUGAUGAUACCAUUCAUGGAAGAAGUGGGCAAGCAAAUGAUUGAGGCUGUCAAGAAAAAAAUAAACGAAUCUGAUACUGGUGCCAUUGACGUCGACUGUAAGGACUUAACUACGCGUUAUUCUAACGAUGUAAUCGCAUCUUGUGCAUUUGGACUUAAAGUAGAUUCAUUUACCGAUGAAAAAAAUAAGUUUUACGAGAUGGGAAAAAUCAUUUCAACUUUAAAGAUCCGGCAAAUAUUAUUAUUCUUUCUUAUUGCAGCAUUUCCUUCCCUUUCAAAGAAAUUGAAAUUAACAAUAUUUUCAAAAAAAACUACAGACUUCUUUAAAGAUUUGGUACUCAGCACAAUGAGGGACAGGAAAGAACGUAAUAUCGUCAGACCGGAUGUAAUCCAUCUUCUAAUGGAAGCUAAGGAAGGACAAUUAGUACAUGAUGAUAAGGAACAAAACGCGAAUCAACAAGACACUGGUUUCGCCACCGUCGAGGAAUCGUUUAUUGGCAAGAAAACAAAUAACAGAGUUUGGUCCGAGAUCGAUCUCGUCGCUCAAGCAGUACUAUUCUUCCUGGCUGGUUUCGACACGAUAUCAACAGCAAUGUCGUUCGCACUACACGAGCUGGCCAUCCAUCCUGAAAUACAGGAACGCCUGGUACAAGAGAUUAAGAAUCAUGAUAUAAAAAAUGGUGGGAAGCUGGACUUCGCUUCAAUCCAGAGCUUAAGAUACUUAGACAUGGUGACAUCAGAAGUACUUCGACUAUGGCCUCCUGGUUAUGGUUUAGAUAGAAUUUGCGUAAAAGACUACAACAUGGGAAAACCGAACUGUGAUGCCAAAAAUGACUUUAUCGUAAGAAAAGGUGAAUUAAUUAUGAUACCAACGUGGUGCUUCCACCAUGAUCCAAAACUUUUUCCUGAUCCCAUGAAGUUUGAUCCUGAACGUUUUUCCGAUGAAAAUAAGCAUAAUAUUGAUCCUACAGCAUACAUGCCUUUCGGUCUUGGACCGAGAAACUGUAUCGCUUCAAGAUUCGCCCUGUGUGAGCUGAAAGUUCUUCUUUACCAAAUUAUGCUCCAUAUAGAAAUUGCACCGUCGGUCAAGACAUGUCUACCCGCAAAGCUAUCAACCGAGUCCUUUAACCCUCGCCUUGUAGGCGGUUACUGGUUAAAAUUUAAAAUUCGUAGUUAAAUACAUAAGCCAUUAGAAAUAAUAAUGCACACCCUUUAUUUUGACGUGGUAACUAAAUAUCCUCGGAUUAAGAUUACCUUCUUGAUUAAGCAGUGUAUAUUGGUAGGAUAACAAGGCGCAAAACCAAAAAAAAAUAAUUUACCAUAGAUUCGGAAAUAGAAACAAUUUGUAGAACAAGUAAAAGAUAGUUAGUGUUUUUCUUUAGGCUUAUAGCCUUUUGUAUUAUAUGAAAUAGGCGAUAAUGACAUUCCUGAAGUUUGUUUUUGUGUAAACUGAUCUUAUGCGAAUAAAGUUUGUAUUUACAUUU